This is a messenger RNA of Phlebotomus papatasi, 3061 nucleotides long. It is a transcript of the gene e, whose product is annotated as beta-alanyl-bioamine nonribosomal peptide synthetase ebony. The record is from RefSeq and is a predicted model, not a curated record. Bases 218 to 2860 code for a protein of 880 amino acids. The transcript is spliced from 8 exons. NCBI's taxonomy places the organism in Eukaryota, Metazoa, Arthropoda, Insecta, Diptera, Psychodidae.
CUGGUCAGUUACUACAUGGAUGCUCAACAGGUGAAAACAACCGUGAAGUGUUUGUGACUAAGGAAAAGCUUAGAAAGGAUUUAUUUUUUUCUGGAAAAAAAUAAAGGUGUAUAUUCCCAAUUAUCCACAUUUGGAUUACUAAAAUUAGUUAAAGUGUAGUGAAAAGCUGAGGAUAUUUUUCCAACAUCUAAAGGAAGGUGUACAGCAGCCGUAAAAGAUGGGAACGCUGCCUCAAUUGUCAAUUCUAAAGGGGUCCCAGAAGUCGCGAGAUGUGCAACUAUUGCAUAAAAUUUUUGAAGAAAAAGUCGAUCAAGGAUGUGGCAACAAAACAGCAAUUAUAUUCAAUGUGGACCAUUUGAAUGAGAGACGAAUUAAUUACAAUACUCUGAAUUCAAGUGCAAACCGUCUUAGUGCUACAAUUCUUCACAGUAUUCACGAGAGGCAUGAGAAAGUGCAUGGUAAUCAGGAUGGUGACUGGCCAAUUGUCGUUUGCAUGUCACCAUCGGACAACUUGAUAGCCACCCUCCUGGCCAUAUGGAAAUGUGGGGCUGCUUACCUGCCCAUUGAUCCGUCAUUCCCACAAAAUCGCAUUCAGCACAUCCUUGAGGAGACAAAGCCGGUGCUAAUCAUUCACGACACUGACGUGUCCACAGAAGUAUUUGGAAAAAAUCCCGCCGUGUCUUUUGAUGCACUAAAGAGGCAAUCAACAGAAUUCAGCAAUGCCAAUAUUAGAGACGAUGCUACACUUUCUGGUGCUGAUACCGAUCCCACCGCUAUUAUUCUCUAUACAUCGGGAAGCACUGGAAUUCCAAAAGGAGUUCGUUUACCUCAUUCAGUUAUUGGAAAUCGUCUAACGUGGCAGUGGGAUGAAUUCCCAUAUUCACCCACUGAGUCCGUUGGGGUUUUCAAAACUGCCCUUACAUUUGUGGAUCAUAUUUCUGAGAUAUGGGGUCCUCUGCUCAAUGAAAUGGCCUUGCUUUGCAUCACAAAGGAAUCCACGAAGAAUCCAGAGAAGCUGGUGCAGUUGCUUGAGGAGCAUAAAGUUGAACGAUUGGUAUUGGUUCCUACACUCCUUAAAUCUAUCCUAAUGUACCUGGGCCUGCAGAAGGGUAGCCGAAAACUCUUGCAGAAACUGAGAAUUUGGGUAUGCUCAGGAGAGACGUUGUCAGUAUCACUGGCACGAGAAUUUUUUGAUCACUUUGAGGAAGGAUCCCAUGUCCUUUGUAAUUUCUACGGAUCAACUGAAAUCAUGGGAGAUGUGACUUAUUUCAUCUGCGACAGUAAAAAAGCCCUUCAGACCAUGGAGAAGAUUCCCAUUGGGUAUCCAAUUGAUAAUACUGUUCUGUAUCUUCUGGACACGGAAUUCCGCCCUGUGACUCUGGGAGAGAUAGGGGAGUUGUUUGUAUCGGGAAUGAAUCUUGCACGAGGCUAUGUGAACAACCGAGAUGCUCAUCGAUUUAUUGAGAAUCCCCUGGCUGUGGAUCCCAAAUAUUCCCGUCUCUUCAGGACUGGUGAUUUCGGACGGAUAGAGAAAUCUGCACUGAUCUUCGAAGGUCGAACAGAUUCACAGAUAAAAAUUCGAGGGCAUCGUGUGGAUCUCACAGAAAUUGAGAGGCAUCUCCUGAGUCUGCCGGAAGUGGACAAAUCCUUUGUGCUGUGCUACAAACCUGGUGAAAUCGAUCAGACUGUGGUGGCCUUCACGCUGCUAACCACGGAGGCAAAGUCCCAGAAAACACUUGGAAUGCAGAUUGAGUCGAAGUUGCUUGAAGUCUUACCUAGCUACAUGGUACCACAAGUUGUGAUUAUUGAUGCAGUUCCGCUGCUGGUGAAUGGAAAAGUUGACCGGCAGUCAUUGAUAAGGCAAUAUGAGAAUACAAACAACAACGAUGACUCCAAUGUCAUUGUCGAUUACGACUACAGUGGUGUUCCGGAAGAUCAGCUGAAAGUGGCCAAAGAUCUCUUCGAGACAAUUGGAAGUGUUAUUGGACGAUCUACUAGGACAACUCUUGCACUGCAUAGCAAUUUCUACGAGCUGGGAGGCAAUUCCCUAAACUCCAUCUUUACUGUUACACAGCUCAGGGAUAAGGGAUACAACAUUGGGAUCACAGAAUUUAUUGCAGCAAAGGAUCUCGGAGAGAUUCUGCAAAUUCUGCAUGAAGGUGUAACACAGGAAAUCUCCAAGAUUAACCCGAAGAUAAUUGAAGAGAGCCAGCAGUGGAAACUUACAGCUACUCCACUCAAUGAUACCCACAGAGCAGAUGUGAUUGAAAUAAUAACAUCGAGUUUCUACGAGAAGGCAGAUUUGGAGCAGUGGCUAAAACCAAAUAUUCUUAGGACGGAUUAUCGUGAUAUUCUGGAAUUAAUCUGGGAUGUUCUUGUUGAGAAAGAUCUAAGUUUUGUGGUGACAAAUGAGCAGAAUGAGACUGUUGGAGUGGCUCUAAAUUUCGAUGCCAGAGACGAACCCGAAGUGGCAGUUACGAAUCUACUGAUAAUUGUAUUUGAGUUCCUGGAGUUUGUUGAGGGUCCAAUCAGAGACACUAAACUCCCUCCUGGCAAAAAUGUGAUCCUCCAUUCGUUCAUGAUGGGCACACAUGCUGAACUCAAUGCACAGGAGAAUAUUGCACUGAUUCAGUUUAUGGAGGAGGAAGUCAUCAAGGUGGCGAAGCGGAAGAAGUUCACAGGAAUCUUCACAACAAACACGAGUCCCUUGACACAGCAACUGGGAACUGUGAUGGGCUACCAGGAACUUCUGGACUACCAAGUAAAUGAAUACGUUUACACUGACGGAACACGACCAUUUGCCAAAGCUCCAAAUUCUCAAAGAGCGAUAGUUCAUUGGAAGCCAAUUUCUGACAAUUGAUUGCUUAUUCUGCCACAAAUUCGCAUUAUUGAUCAAGUUUAUGCAUUCCUUGAAGAUUUUAUAAAAUACCAUAUCAUGUGUGUAAUUAGAACAAAUAAGAAUUUAUUUUUAAGGUAGUUUUUUAAUGUAUCUUUUUUGAUGAAUUGUAGUUUAAUCUUGCAAAAUGUGAUGCUUCUAUGGAAUAAAGAAUUUGGAAAACUA